GAAGCAAGCUGACUUAAAGAUGUCUGGAAGAGGAAAGACCGGCGCCGGCAAGGCCAGAGCAAAGGCCAAGACCCGCUCAUCCAGAGCUGGACUCCAGUUCCCGGUGGGUCGUGUCCACAGGCUGCUCCGGAAAGGCAAUUACGCUCAGCGCGUUGGUGCCGGAGCUCCGGUGUACCUGGCGGCGGUGCUCGAGUACCUGACCGCUGAGAUCCUGGAGCUGGCCGGAAACGCCGCCCGCGACAACAAGAAGACCAGGAUCAUCCCCCGUCACCUGCAGCUCGCCGUCCGCAACGACGAGGAGCUCAACAAGCUGCUCGGCGGAGUCACCAUUGCUCAGGGCGGCGUGCUGCCCAACAUCCAGGCGGUGCUGCUGCCCAAGAAGACCGAGAAGGCGGUCAAGAGCAAGUAAAGCUCCCCGACAAACAAACACCCCAACGGCUCUUUUAAGAGCCACCCACUUCUUCUCAAGCUGCAACUUCCUACAGUCUCACUCACUAAUUAGUUUAAUGAAUACCUACUUAAAUGAGGCCAUUUAUUCAUUAACUAAUACUAUUUACAUUGUACCCUAGUCCAGUGAGGUACUAAGACAAUUACACACUAACACUCAAUUGACUACUACACAUUAAAAUAAAAUUUUAGCUUAACAAUGACCACAAAUUAGAUUAGUGUUGACUAAUGUACUUGAGAGGGAAAGACUCUUAUAGGUCUCUCUCAUACUUACCAUACUAUAGUUACUUUACUGACAGUGUGUCCACAUAAACAUCUGUUUUAAGCUGCUCUAAAUAAUACACAAUUAAUGGAAGCUGAACAGAGACAGGUAAACUAUUAUGUACAUUAUAUAUCUAUAUAUUUAUCUCUCACUGUGAUACCUCAUGACUUAACAGAUCAGAAUCAAAAAUACUUUAUUGAUCCCCGAGGGGAAACUCUUUUGUUGCAGUAGGUCAGUGCACACAGGAAGAGAAGUACUAAGCAAAACAUAAUACAGGUCAGAAAAUAAAUUAAGUACCA
Siniperca chuatsi (mandarin fish) is the source of this 1008-nucleotide messenger RNA. RefSeq names its product histone H2A-like. Bases 20 to 409 code for a protein of 129 amino acids. Gene Ontology annotation, cellular component: nucleosome. The transcript has a single exon. Gene Ontology annotation, molecular function: DNA binding; structural constituent of chromatin; protein heterodimerization activity. The record is from RefSeq and is a predicted model, not a curated record. NCBI's taxonomy places the organism in Eukaryota, Metazoa, Chordata, Actinopteri, Centrarchiformes, Sinipercidae.